CUGGUCACUUCAUGAUAAGUACAAUUCGAGGGCAGCUGCUUUAUUUAGGGAUAAGGUAUCAACUGAAGCAGAAGGGAAGGAAUGGUCAGUAGCAACAUCGUCAGCGCGAAAUUAUGUCCCUUCUACGUUGAAUGCUGGAAAUAGACUAGGUGGUGAUAUUUCGCGGCACGCUUCAGGAACAAGUCUAGGAUCAUAUUACGGAGGCAACAAUGCAGCAUAUUCUGAUGGAGUUGGAUAUAGUGCGGGUGGCGCUGCUCAAAGUGACGACCGUUAUCGAGGAUUUGGGAAUACAGUCGAUCCUCCCAGCAACCAAGAUGAUCUCUUAAGUGGCGCCAUGUCUUCUCUUUCAGUGGGCUGGAAUCUUAUCUCGAAGGGAGCCUCACAAGCUGCAGCUAUUGCCAAGGAUGUUAGUAUUCAAGCUACUCAAAAGGCAAGCGAACUCUCGGCCCAAAACAGUGGUCUUCUCUCUGGGGUUGCAAGCAAAGCGACGGAGAUUGGGCAGAAAUCGUGGGGAGAGGUUAUGAAGACAUGGCCUCACCCACAGACGAAUCUUCUAGCGCCACUUUUAAUGGCCAAGCAAACUACGAUAGUGGAGGGUGAGGAAUUGCGUGUUCAUAUCGAUAUUGGUCUAAUAGUGAAUGGAGACCUGUUCAGAUUCAAUACUGUCGAAAAGCCAUCAGGACAAGCUGGUGAUGCCUUCUUCUCCCUAGCAGAGACCGGUGUUGAGAAGAAGAAACAAGCAGCCGAGAAAAAGAAAAUGUCUAGAACGCCCGCAACAAGUCCCGCAGCGCAGUCCCAAGUAGCAGAAGACGAGGACCUUUCUAAUUCAACCAUAACUCAAUUCGAAGCAUCAUUCAACAAACCACGGCGUCCACCACCUGCAAAGACAACAACUAUGAAAAAAGCAGAAAGUCAGUCCUCAAACAAAGCAUGGGACGACGACGCUUGGGCUAUCCUAAAUAACUAA
Cooperia oncophora is the source of this 967-nucleotide messenger RNA. The record is from the annotation of a GenBank genome assembly. Lineage: Eukaryota; Metazoa; Nematoda; Chromadorea; Rhabditida; Trichostrongylidae.